AUGUCUAUUAUUAUUACAGGCGCAGGCGGCUACGUCGGCCAGGAAUUGGCUGCUGCUCUACUUUCGAGCUCCCCUGAUGCCACAGUCAUUCUUACCGAUGUCGUCGCCCCCACAGUCCCCGCCUCUGCUGCGCAGCAUGCCUCUCGUGUGAAGAGCAUCCAGGCAGACCUUACAGUGCCCAGCGUGGUCGACGAGCUGUUCACCGAGUCCAAUCGCUACGACACCGUCUACCUUCUACACGGGAUCAUGUCCAGUGGCGCCGAGGCUAACUUUGAGCUCGGAAUGCGGGUGAAUCUCGACGCAACCCGGUACAUCCUGGACAGGUUACGCGCCACCAUGCCCGGGGUAAAGGUCGUGUUCACUUCAACCUUGGCAGUAUACGGACUUGCGCCUGCUGGAUUUGUGAUCGACGAGACCAACUUCCCUCCCGUUCCCCUGUCCUCCUACGGUUCCGCGAAGCUCAUCAUGGAGACGCUUCUGAAUGAUUACUCGAGACGUGGAUUUCUGGACGGUCGAGCCGUACGACUACCCACCGUGACGGUGAGAGCUGGAGCGCCCACGCAGGCUGCCAGUAGCUUCGCCAGUGAUAUCAUCCGGGAGCCAUUUAAUGGGAAGAAGGCCAUCCUGCCGGUGAGCAGGACCACCGAGCUGUGGAUCUGCUCACCAUACACGGUUGUCAAGAAUUUGUUGCAUGCGAGAGAAAUCCCCAAGGAGGCCUUUGGUGAUUCCCGGUCUGUCAACCUACCGGGAUUGAAGGUCAGCGUGCAGGAGAUGCUGGAUGCAUUGGAGGAGAUUGGAGGCAAGGAAAAGCGGGAGCUCGUUGAGGAGAAGUAUGACGCCGAUGUUGAUCGGAUUGUCCAGACAUGGACGCCCAACUUUGACACUGCGCGUGCUUACAAGUUGGGAUUCUCAAAGGACAUUUCGAUGGUGGAGAAUAUCAGGCAAUAUGCCAGCCGCUUCCAGUGA
Molecule: messenger RNA, 966 nt
Organism: Aspergillus clavatus NRRL 1
Lineage: Eukaryota; Fungi; Ascomycota; Eurotiomycetes; Eurotiales; Aspergillaceae
Product: SDR family oxidoreductase
Exons: 1
Coding region: 1-966 (321 amino acids)
Source: RefSeq, a predicted model, not a curated record